CUCUUUAAGGCUCUGCUGCGCCUGCGCCUUGGCUUUUCCUGACGUGACCGGGCCGGACCCUGGAAGGAGCUGAGGGGCGCGCACAGUGGGGACUGGCGGGGACUGAAGACCGCGGCGGUGCCCAGAGGGGAGGGUGAGCGGCCCUGAGCGGGUGCAGUGCGUCUUAAGAACGCGGGGCCGAGGUGCGGCUGCCGGCUGGAUGGGAAGUUAAUGUUUACGGAGAAGUCCACCCGAGGUUUCCAAGGUGGCGACAGACAAGGUUGCAGAGAAGUUGAGUUCUACUCUCUCAUGGGUGAAGAACACAGUAUCGCAUACAGUCAGUCAGAUGGCCAGUCAGGUGGCAAGUCCAUCUGCUUCAUUACACACUACAUCCUCAUCUACCACACCAUCAACACCGGCUGUUUCACCAGCUUCCCCAUCACAGUUGAGUCCAGACGACUUAGAACUCCUGGCUAAACUGGAGGAACAAAAUAGAUUGUUAGAGACGGACAGUAAGUCUUUAAGAUCUGUAAAUGGGUCAAGAAGAAACAGUGGCUCCUCUCUUGUAUCAAGCUCAUCAGCCUCCAGCAACCUCAGCCACCUUGAAGAAGAUUCUUGGAUUCUCUGGGGAAGAAUUGUCAAUGAAUGGGAUGAUGUGCGCAAAAAGAAGGAAAAGCAAGUUAAGGAACUUGUACGUAAAGGGAUACCCCACCACUUUAGAGCAAUAGUUUGGCAACUUCUAUGCAGUGCACAAAGCAUGCCAAUUAAGGAUCAGUAUUCAGAGCUCUUGAAAAUGACCUCACCUUGUGAGAAAUUGAUCCGAAGGGACAUUGCUAGAACUUACCCUGAACAUAAUUUUUUUAAAGAAAAAGAUAGCCUUGGACAAGAGGUUUUAUUUAAUGUAAUGAAGGCAUAUUCCUUAGUGGAUCGUGAAGUUGGUUACUGUCAAGGAAGUGCUUUUAUUGUUGGAUUGUUGCUUAUGCAGAUGCCAGAAGAAGAGGCUUUCUGUGUAUUUGUUAAGUUAAUGCAAGAUUAUCGACUUCGUGAACUUUUUAAACCAAGUAUGGCAGAAUUAGGCCUUUGUAUGUACCAGUUUGAAUGCAUGAUACAGGAGCAUCUUCCAGAGCUCUUUGUACAUUUUCAGUCUCAGAGUUUUCAUACCUCAAUGUAUGCAUCAUCCUGGUUUCUGACUAUCUUUCUUACAACUUUUCCACUACCAAUCGCAACAAGGAUAUUUGAUAUCUUCAUGUCUGAGGGAUUAGAAAUAGUGUUUCGAAUAGGAUUAGCCCUUCUUCAGAUGAAUCAGGCAGAAUUAAUGCAACUUGACAUGGAAGGGAUGUUACAGCACUUUCAGAAGGUCAUUCCACAUCAGUUUGAUGGUGGUCCAGACAAAUUAAUCCAAGCAGCUUACCAAGUUAAAUACAACUCAAAGAAAAUGAAAAAGCUUGAAAAAGAAUACACUACAAUAAAAACUAAAGAGAUGGAAGAGCAAGUUGAAAUUAAAAGAUUACGCACUGAAAAUAGACUAUUGAAGCAGCGCAUUGAAACAUUAGAAAAAGAAAGUGCUUCCUUGGCAGAUAGAUUGAUACAGGGACAAGUGACAAGAGCCCAGGAGGCUGAGGAAAACUACCUCAUAAAACGGGAGUUGGCCACCAUCAAACAGCAGAGUGAUGAGGCCAGUGCUAAGCUGGAGCACGCUGAGAAUACCAUCAGGAAGCUCCAGCACCAGCAACAAUGGCACAAAUGCAGUUCCCACUACAAUGAAGAUUUUGUGCUACAGCUAGAGAAGGAAUUGGUCCAGGCCCGACUGAGUGAAGCUGAGUCUCAGUGUGCACUAAAGGAGAUGCAAGAUAAGGUUCUGGAUAUAGAGAAGAGGAACAACUCCUUUCCAGAUGAGAAUAAUAUUGUGAGGCUUCAGGAGGAGCUUAUUGCUGUGAAACUAAGAGAAGCAGAAGCCAUUAUGGGUUUGAAGGAACUUAGACAGCAAGUCAAGGAUUUAGAAGAACACUGGCAGCGCCACUUAGCUCGUACUACUGGAAGAUGGAAAGACCCAUCUAAGAAAAAUGCUGUGCAUGAAUUACAAGAUGAACUGAUGACCAUUCGACUUAGAGAAGCGGAAACACAGGCAGAAAUAAGAGAAAUGAAACAGAGGAUGAUGGAAAUGGAGACACAGAACCAAAUUAACAGUAAUCAUCUACGAAGAGCAGAACAAGAGGUCACCAAUCUGCAGGAAAAGUUGCACUAUCUUUCUGCCCAGAACAAAGGACUGCUUACUCAGUUAAGUGAAGCAAAGCGCAAACAGGCAGAGAUUGAAUGCAAGAACAAAGAAGAAGUGAUGGCUGUGAGACUCCGGGAAGCAGAUAGCAUGGCAGCUGUGGCUGAACUACAGCAGCAUAUUGCAGAGCUUGAGAUCCAGAAAGAAGAAGGAAAGCUUCAAGGACAGCUUAGCAAGUCUGAUUCUAACCAGUAUAUUAGGGAACUGAAAGAUCAGAUCGCAGAGCUGACUCAUGAGCUCAGGUGCCUAAAAGGCCAGAGGAGCUUCACAGGCCAACGUCCUUUUGAUGGGAUCCACAUUGUCAACCAUUUGCUAGAAGAUGAGGACUCAUUCCAUUCCUCUGAUGAAGAUUUCAUAGAAAAUUCCCUACAGGAAAGUACCAUUGCUUUUCCUUUGCAUCGGGAACCUGACCCAAUGUCUUUGGACCCCACUGUGGCAGAUGGUAGCGAAAGCGAAACAGAAGAUGGUGUGCUAGAAACGGAAGAGACCGAGCAAGUGGUUCGGAAGGAGCAGCCCCCACACAGAGAAUCAUAUUCAACCACCGUCUGACCUUCACUGUGAUCUCCACUGGAUUCUCCAAGGAAUUGGUUACCAUAUGAUAAGGGAGUUUUGGAACAAACUGUUUCAUAUGUACAUAUACAUAUAUAUAUAUAUAUAUUUUAUGAUCUUAUCUGCCUUUUAUCUUUGCCAAACUUUCACCACUGAUUUUCCAUUGCCAUAAAGUAGACUGGGAUAUGGUCAAUGGGUAAAAUAAGGUUCUAGCAGUAUUACUGAUUACUAAUGUUUCUUGUGUAGUAAAUAAGAUGAUAACUCAAUAUGGGGACCAAUUUGAAGUUACAAAACUAUGGAAAACUGGGUUUUCUUCAGACAAAACUGCUCUUGUGCAAUAUUUUAUGCUCAGUAAACAAAUUGUAUAUUUAUGUUUAUCAACUUGUUUUCAGAGUGCUCUCUAGACCUUUUGACCAAGACAUAUAUCUGAUUUACCAGGUGUUAUUUUGGAGAUUUUGUUUUCCACUUUUAGUGGGCCACUAACAGUUCUCAAACACAAAGCCUCUUUCUUUAUAAUUUUAUAAACACAAACUAAUUGUUACCUGUUUUGAGUUUAAGAUUUGUUUUACUUUCUAACUUUUAUGUGUGUAUGAUACUUCCAUGUGUUGGUUACUUUCAAAUAUAUUAUUUGUAUAUAUUUAUAAGUCUGUACUACCCAAACAUUGGAUAUGAUUUUAUAUAAAGAAUACACAUAUUGCAAAAUGACUGCUUUUAGCCUCCUAACAGAACUUCUGUAAAUAAUAAGUUGAAGGAAAUAAAAUCAGACACUAAUAUUUUAA
This is a messenger RNA of Perognathus longimembris pacificus (Pacific pocket mouse), 3582 nucleotides long. RefSeq names its product ecotropic viral integration site 5 (gene Evi5). The transcript has 20 exons. Lineage: Eukaryota; Metazoa; Chordata; Mammalia; Rodentia; Heteromyidae. Bases 326 to 2803 code for a protein of 825 amino acids. The record is from RefSeq and is a predicted model, not a curated record.